This is a messenger RNA of Seriola aureovittata, 2775 nucleotides long. It is a transcript of the gene phf11, whose product is annotated as PHD finger protein 11. Gene Ontology annotation, molecular function: histone binding; histone deacetylase binding. The coding region runs from base 142 to 1839 and encodes 565 amino acids. Lineage: Eukaryota; Metazoa; Chordata; Actinopteri; Carangiformes; Carangidae. Gene Ontology annotation, cellular component: nucleus. The record is from RefSeq and is a predicted model, not a curated record. The transcript has 17 exons.
GUACUAAUGGGCGGAGAAACGAGAAAGUAGUGGAAGAGCAUAGAGCAAAGCGUUGAAGUAACGUGGGCGUAUUAAAUUUACGUUUACCGGGCUUGAAGAUAGAUAAAGAGGUUAUUUCAGACAAGCUAACAGUCGGUAAACAUGAGUCCCGGCCGUAAAGUGCUUUGUGUACUUUGUAACCGGUCCGAGGAGACGAAGGUAACCGGAGCCUUGUCGACUAAAGAUCAAGUCACUGCUCAUCAGAACUGUUUGUUAUUUUCCUCGGGUAUUUUUUGUCGGAAUUCACCAGAGUUUGAUGACUUGUUUGGUUUCUCCGUUGAGGAUGUGAUGAACGAGGUCAAACGAGGAAGCAAACUGUAUUGUAACAGAUGUAAGCAAAAGGGUGCCACUGCUGGGUGUGAAGUCGGACGCUGCAAGAAGUCCUUCCACUACCCCUGUGCUGUUCAAGAGCGAGCUGAGAUUACUGAAGACCCAGACAAUGGGAAGUACGGGCUAUUCUGCUUCAAACACCAUUCACAAAGUAAGUGGGCAUCUCUGAAUUUUUGCCUUUCUGUGACCUUUUUUUUUUUUUUUUUUCUUCAACGUAUGCGAUAUUAUGUGUUGAAUUCUUCAGGCUCGAAAUACAACGGCUCUGUAAAUGGGCAUGGAACCUCCAAAAAUCCCAGUGAAGCUGGAACAUCUAAGGUAUAUUGUCUCACCUGUGAGAAGACAGAAGGAAAUAUCAGUUUGGAAAGUUUGUCUAAUAGCAUUAUUAUGUUGUAUUGUGACAAACAUGCUCCUUCAUCCUAUAAGAGGAACAACAAUGACGAUGCUGCAGAAGCCAGACCAUCUGUUUGCAGCAGUGACUCAAACUCAUCCAGCAGUACGACGCAUUUGCACUCCAAGAGACGGUUGAGUUUCAAUGACAGACAGGAGGAGAACCAAUCCAAAAAUAAAUCUGCAGCCAAGACAAGGAGAAUAUCUGAUUCUUCACAUUCAGAUGAGAAUGAACCCAACACAGAAAUGGAAAUCUUCGCCCCUUUAGAGUCCGAUAUAGAUGAAAGUGCAAACUCUGUUCCAGAGAACUAUUUGUUGACUACGCCUCAGUUUAUAAGAAAAGACACAGAGUGUCAAACAGAGUGCACCUCAGGAAAUCAACUGAAGGUCAAGAAUGAAUUUGAAAAUAAAGAUGAAGAUGAAACAACCGUAGAUUCAGAUGCUGAGUCAGAGAGUCUACUUCCUGUGGAAAUCUGCACGGAGGCAACAACAAGUUCUGCACUCUCACCUCAGACAGUAUCGACAGCAUAUCCCAAAGUGAUUUUGGUAAAAGCAGCGGAGGAGAAAAAGAGAGAAGAUGAAGGGUGCAGUCCUGAUGAACACGUCGCUGGACCCUCUGCCCCACAGCAAAGCUCCACUGGGGCCCCUCCCUCUCCCUCUCCUGGCCACUCUAAACCCCACAGUGUUACUGGCUCACCUCAGUGCAGCAGCUCGGCCAUUUCCCCGCCUCCUCCUGAAUCCACGUGUGUAUCCCUCAUCUCCUCGUCUCCUUGUCCUAAGGGCCGUUGCUUUGACCCAGAGCUCAUCAUUGACUCCCCAAGCUUCUGGAAAAGCUGUAACGUGGCAGGAUGCACACAGGCCAUCUUUACUGAUUUCAUUAAUGAGAUGAACGAUAUCGCCAGCAGAAUUCAGUCAGACCAGGCCAGCCAGAAGGAUUAUGAUCUUGCACUAACAGUGAUGGCGGCUUCUGGAAAGCUGGCAGAGCUCGUGGCCAAGCAGCAGAAAGAGUUACAACAGAAACAAAUGGAGCUGACAAAGGCAGCAGCAGCGAUGAAGAAGGUCGUCUCAGCACUGAGGAGAUGAGUCCAUCAGCAGCUAGAGGAGAUCAAGGUUACAGUUACCUUUCCCUUCUCACUGUUGUUCUGUAUUUACUCUGAAUUUUUUACACAAACAGUAUAUGUAUAUUUUCUUUUAAUGAUUGUACCUUCGUUAAUUUCCAAUAGUGGAAAGCUGUGCUGGAUAUGGAAAUAUAAAACUGCCAAUGUUUGGCACUGAUAAUUCAAAAUCACUUUAAGAUUAAAAAGGCUGAAUCUUGCAUUGUCAUCUCAGAAUUCAGCCGGUGAUCAUGAUGCUUAGAAAUCAGAUGAAGAUUUUGCAGUUCCAUUUAAAAGAUAUCGUACACAAGAGUUGUUUCAUUUUCAAAAAUAAGUCUGGGAAAAGUGAUUUCAAAAGCUUUACUGAACAUGAAGAAUUGGAAAGAAUAUUUGUCUUGAAAUCAUCCCAUAUCCAACCCUAGAAACUAAAUUCUUUAAAUAUGUUUACAUUGAAGUUCCCUUGCUUUCAUUAUGUUCAACUGAGAUCUUGUUUAAUAUGAUCUUUUUCUUAAGGUAGUUAAAAUGGAGGAUAUUUUAUAGUAAACCUAAUGACCCACAGUAGAAAAACAAAAAAUAUUUGUUUAUGUCAAUUUUACGUUUAAAGUGUGUUUUUAUAUAGAUCAGUGAGAGUCUCUCAAGAUCCUUGUUCCCCAAACUGCUUAUAAUUACAGUUCUUUGUCUUUACAUGUUGUCAGUGAUUGAACAGACUGAUCUUAUCUUCAAACUAGUAAACCAUGGACAGGAGAGCUGAAAUAAUGUUGCAGUUUACAGCUCAGUGUUUACAAGUAAUUUUUUCUGUGUCCUGUUGGGACAGUGAAAUCCAGACGUUUUGUUUUGUUUACAUUUACAUUUAUGAUUAAAAAUGAAUUUGUGUUCUGGAAUAUAUUUUUAUAACUGUAAAAGAUAAAAACUGAAGCUGAAAGAU